CACAUUUUUUUCAUUUGAAUAAUUGCGUAAAACGAAUAUUGAUUUAAUUUUCUCACUCUGAGGAGAGAGAAAAUGGACGCGGCCAACACUCCAAUUCCGCCGGCGAUGGCUGAAAUCUCCGAAGCUCCUUCAACUUCCGCCGCCGAAAUCCAGAAGGCGGAAGCGGAAUUCGACUCGGAAACAAUGCGCAAAACCAAACCUGGAUUGAAGCGCUUCGCUCUAACUCUCACUGUUCUCCUCUCUUUCCUCUCAGGUCUUCCAUUUUUGUGGAAAUCCGUAGAAAUUUACAGAUCACCGUUGCCGUUCCGGGAAAUAGAUGAUUUAUCGGCUGCGGUUGAGUUGAAUCCUCUGCAGUUCCCUUGCAGAUUUGAAGUGGUUUUUGUUGAUUUCGGCAGAACUUCAUCAACUGCUAAUGAAUUGUCGGUUUCGAUCGAAUCUCAUAUGCGAAAGCUUGCCGAAAAGGAUUCUCCAUCUUGCGGUGCUUGUAAUUACAAUUCCACUGUUUCCGUAGCCCUAGAAUCCGCUUCUGAUUGUUUUCGUACCGACGGUGAUUUUAAUUGGAAGUGUGGAGCUCUGAAUGGGCUGAUGAACAAGUACGAGGCUUCGAGGGAAGAUGGUGGUGAGUUAUUUGAUGACUAUUUGAAGUCAUUGUUGAAUGAUAAUGGUAGCUCUAGUAACGGUGGAAAGGUUUAUACGGUGAUUGUGGUAAGGAGGGAGGAAGAGAAGCAUGUGAGUGCUGUUGUCGGGAAGUAUCGGCAUGCGUGGAUUAUAGGUAAUAUUUCAAAGGAGGAGGCGGUGAAGAAGGUAGCUGAGGUUUUCGUGAAUACGUUUGUGAACGGUGGAAAAGAAGAAGGGUCGAUUGGUGGGGAGUUUAUGCCAGUCGGAUCAGAUGGGAGGAUUGUUCUUUCGUUCAAUUUACUGAAUGCUAAUCCAAACGAUUGGACUUAUGACUGGGAAUUCCAAGAGAUAGAUGAUAACAUCUUGAGCCCAAUAGUUGAGGCUCUGAAACCUCUAGCGGAUAUUAGAGUGGAGAGUCAGGUUUUAUACCACACCCCAAAGUCUUCAUUUUCCUAUUGGGAUGACAAGCUGGAGAGCUAUAUUUACACUACGAAAGAUCUUCCUUUCUUUGUUAACUCAAAUGAGUGGCAUCUGGAUACAUCAGUUGCAGCUGGAGGGCGUUCAAAGAUCCUCCAUUUUGUGGUAUAUGUUCCAUCUGCGGAAGAGUGUCCACUUCUAUUGCAGCUCCCAAAUGGAGAAAUUUCGAAGACAAAUGGUUUUAUAUCUCCAAUGUGGGGAAGUGUUGCAGUCUGGAACCCUUCAGCUUGUUUCAAAGAUUUAAAAAUGGAUACUCGUGCUAGACAUAAGAUUCCUCGCGAGGACUUGACGAAAACUUUUGAGAUCUUCAUAGGGCAGUUGCGGCAACUCUUUGGCCUGAAUUCAAAAAACCACUUUGCUGAUGCAUCAGGAACUUUACGACUACUGACUAGUGAAAGAGGCUUCUCAGAAUGGGAACUGGAUUUCUUGUCACGACAACACACCUGUUUUAAUCUUCUCCAGUGUACGACAACUCUUGGAUCGCUUUCCCGACUGGUCCAAUCACUUCCAAGAAUGAUUAUUAAGGAUGAAAUAGGAAAACAAGUGAAGUAUUCUCUCGAAGCCGCAAAAUUAGCUGUAAGCAAUGUGUCUUACGGGAUGUAUGAUGCUUCUGCGGUGUUCUCGAGACAUGCUAGGUCCUUUGCGGAGGAUGCGUUUUAUCACCCAUCCAUGAUGUCUGUUAGCUACUACUCGUUUGAGCACUGCUUUGCUGUAUAUUCGCCCUUCUUUUUGCCUGUUUCACUGCACGUAGUUUUGGCUGCCGUCAGAGAAUGGAAAAGGUACAAGCUGGAAAGCAGAAAAUACAAUACAUGGAAAGCUAAAAAGAUGUAAUACUCAACCCGUACCGCGGUUGCAAAACAAACUUCACACAGAAAACAGUCAACUAUUACAUGCAAUGUUCGAACCAGCAUAGGGCCAAUAGUAUAGUUCGUAGCCCCCUAUGCCACUUCUCGAAAUCCGAAUGUUUUUUUUUUUAAAUAGAGAUCUUAGUGUAUAUUUGAUUUGAUUUGAUUUGAAUCUAACAGAAACAGCAGGUCAAUGCCGAAUUUUAGGCUUUUGUUGCCUUGUGGAGACUUGAAUGUUAUGUUAAAAUUAUAAACCAGUUACAUAUCUCAUGAUUCAGUAAAUGAUUUUGUUG
Messenger RNA from Erythranthe guttata (spotted monkey flower), 2233 nucleotides. Its product is annotated as GPI transamidase component PIG-S-like protein. NCBI's taxonomy places the organism in Eukaryota, Viridiplantae, Streptophyta, Magnoliopsida, Lamiales, Phrymaceae. Gene Ontology annotation, cellular component: GPI-anchor transamidase complex. The record is from RefSeq and is a predicted model, not a curated record. Gene Ontology annotation, biological process: attachment of GPI anchor to protein.